AAAUAAUUUACCCCCCCCAUAUCCUCACUGUUUUUGUUUUGUAAAGGGCGAAGCAAUUUGAGGUGGAUUCUUUGAUCUUAAAUUUUUUUUUUGGAUCUGAUUGUGCUGAGGUGGGGGAGGUUGUUGUUGUUGUGAGUGAGGCUGGGCCCCCCCGGGGAGGCAGCGAUGAUGUUGUCGGCGAAGAAGAAUGAGGAGAGGCCGGCGGGCGGCCCCGAGGGCCUGGAGGCGCCGGCCGACGGAGGCCUGGCCUUGGCCGCCGCCGCCGCCGCCAGCGAGCGGACCCCCAAGAAGAAAGAGCGAGCGUCUCCCCACAGCAGCAGCAGCAACGAGGGCACCAUGGAGGGAGGCACGGCAGAAACCCCGGACGGUCGGAGAACCAGCAAACGCAAGCGAGCUAAAGUUGAGUACAGAGAAAUGGAUGAGAGCCUGGCAAACCUAUCAGAAGAUGAAUAUUAUUCAGAAGAGGAACGUAAUGCAAAGGCUGAAAAAGAAAAGAAGCAGGUGCCGCCACCACAGCCACCUCCACCUGAGGAGGAGAUUGAAAGUGACCCAGAAGAACCAUCUGUGCAUUGGAGCAACAUCAAUCUGGCAGGGUCGAUCGCAGGUGUUGAGGGUGCUGCUUUCCAGAGUCGUCUACCUCACGAUCGCAUGACCUCACAGGAAGCAGCCUGUUUCCCAGACAUUAUCAGUGGUCCUGCGCAGACCCAGAAGGUGUUUCUAUACAUCAGAAAUCGCACACUGCAGCUCUGGCUGGACAACCCUAAAGUGCAGUUGACCUUUGAGGUAACUCAUCAGCAACUGGAAUCUCCAUAUAACAGCGAUGCUGUACUAGUUCACAGGAUACACAGCUAUUUGGAGCGCCAUGGGUUAAUUAACUUUGGCAUCUACAAGCGGGUGAAACCACUUCCAACAAAGAAGACAGGGAAGGUGAUAAUCAUUGGUGCAGGGGUGUCGGGUCUGGCUGCCGCUCGACAAUUGCAGAGCUUCGGAAUGGAUGUCACAGUCCUGGAGGCAAGAGAUCGUGUUGGAGGGCGAGUAGCCACAUUUAGAAAAGGAAACUACGUUGCUGACUUGGGGGCCAUGGUUGUGACAGGACUUGGUGGAAACCCAAUGGCAGUGGUCAGCAAGCAAGUGAACAUGGAGCUGGCCAAAAUAAAACAAAAGUGUCCCCUAUAUGAGGCAAAUGGGCAGGCUGGAGAAAGAUGCACCAAUGUUCCCAAAGAAAAAGAUGAGAUGGUAGAGCAGGAAUUCAAUCGUUUGCUGGAGGCCACAUCUUACCUCAGUCAUCAGUUGGACUUCAACUAUCUGAACAACAAGCCUGUAUCAUUAGGACAGGCAUUAGAAGUUGUCAUACAGCUGCAAGAGAAACACGUGAAGGAUGAACAGAUUGAACACUGGAAGAAGAUAGUGAAAACACAAGAGGAUUUGAAAGAGUUGCUUAAUAAGAUGGUAUCGCUGAAAGAAAAAAUAAAAGAGCUACACCAGCAGUAUAAGGAAGCCUCCGAAGUGAAGCCCCCUCGUGACAUCACCGCAGAAUUUCUGGUGAAAAGUAAAUUGAGAGACCUAACUGCAUUAUGCAAGGAGUAUGAUGAGCUUGCAGAAGCUCAAGUGAAGCUUGAGGAGAAGCUCCAGGAAUUAGAAGCAAACCCACCCAGUGACGUUUACCUGUCAUCAAGGGACCGACAGAUCCUGGAUUGGCAUUUUGCCAACUUGGAAUUUGCUAAUGCGACACCUCUCUCCACACUUUCAUUGAAGCAUUGGGACCAGGACGAUGACUUUGAAUUCACAGGAAGUCACUUAACAGUACGGAAUGGUUAUUCUUGUGUUCCUGUGGCACUUGCAGAAGGUCUUGACAUUAAAUUGAAUACAGCUGUUCGACAAGUCCGCUAUACUGCCUCAGGAUGUGAAGUCAUUGCUCAGAAUACUCGUUCAAACAGCCAGACAUUCAUUUACAAGUGUGAUGCAGUUUUAUGCACUCUCCCGCUGGGUGUGUUGAAACAGCAGCCACCAGCCGUUCAGUUUGUACCUCCCCUUCCUGAGUGGAAAACUUCUGCCAUUCAGCGUAUGGGCUUUGGAAAUCUCAACAAGGUUGUAUUAUGUUUUGAUCGUGUAUUCUGGGACCCUAGUGUAAAUCUCUUUGGUCAUGUUGGAAGCACUACUGCCAGUAGGGGAGAAUUAUUCCUUUUUUGGAAUCUUUAUAAAGCCCCAAUCCUUUUGGCUCUCGUGGCUGGAGAGGCUGCUGGAAUCAUGGAAAACAUUAGUGAUGAUGUCAUUGUCGGUCGCUGUCUAGCCAUCCUAAAAGGAAUAUUUGGCAGCAGUGCAGUACCACAGCCUAAGGAAACUGUUGUCACUCGCUGGCGUGCCGACCCAUGGGCACGUGGUUCCUACUCCUAUGUGGCUGCUGGCUCAUCUGGUAAUGACUAUGAUCUAAUGGCACAACCAGUGACCCCAGGCCCCAGCAUCCCUGGAGCUCCUCAGCCAGUCCCUCGUCUCUUUUUUGCUGGAGAGCACACUAUCCGCAACUACCCUGCGACAGUUCAUGGCGCCUUAUUGAGUGGAUUAAGGGAAGCUGGUCGAAUUGCUGAUCAGUUUCUGGGUGCGAUGUACACUCUUCAACGACAAGCAACUCCUGGCAUCCCGACCCAACAACCCAGUAGCAUGUAAUUUAUAAAAGGGAAAGGUUCGUAUGAUGGAAAUCAUCCUUUUAGAUUUCAUCCAGGGGUUUUAAAAAAAAAAAGCUCCUGCAGCCCUACAGUAGACUCACUGUAGACCUGAUGCACUGGUUUCAAACCUCCUUUUCUUCCUCCCCAUUACUGCCAAGUUUUUGAGGCACCAUGACCAUGAGACUGAGCCAAGUGGAGCAACUUACUUUGGUUGGGGCGAGGGUACUUCUGACCAAAUUAUGUGACUGCCCAUUAUAAUGCCUUGGGUACUCUGUAGCAUUAACUCCUGUGUAAAUGCAUCAGACAUUUUGUUUGUGAGAGCAAGAGUGUGAAUGAUUGUAUUAUUGAUGAUGUUUUUCCCCAGCCAUACUAGUAUGUGCUUUAGGAUAUUUUGAGUGUGAAUUUGCAGAAAUAAAACUUUUUGAUGUAAUGGUCAAAAUUUUUCACAAAAUUGGCAUUUCUUUUAAUGCGUGGUUACUGUAAACACUAGGGCUAAUAAUGGAACAAGGUAGCUCAAUAUAGAAGUUUGUUCAAAUUGUAUUAUUUUUACAAUGCUUAAACUGCAAUAUCUAGGUUUGUGAGGAGAUUCUUUUGGACCAUUCUUACUUGCUAACUUACUAACUAACUUACUAACCCUAAACCUAACUCUCUAUAACAACCUUCCCUAACUAACUUGGUUACUUUGCACUCUAAAGUAUUGAAAAUGUCAAAUGAUCUUUGCAUGUAUCACAACUACCAAUCUUGUUUUCUUAAAUGCUACCUAGAGAUGUGGUAUAAACAAGAACAUGUGUUGCUUGGAAUGUAUUGAAAGUAUCCACUGCGUCUAACUGACAUUUAGUGUUUCAUUACCCAGUAUUCCUUUGGGCCCGUGUGCUAUGGAGUAGGGUUACUCAAACCUUUUGUUAAGGGCCACAAUCCCCACCAGUGUCCAACUUGAGGAGCACUGCAACAUGUGUAGAAGUGUGGUGGAACAUAGGAUCAUAUGUUUCCCUCAGGGAUACCACAAGGAAGGAGGAACAGAGAUCCAACUGGCUCUCUGGGCAAAAAGGUUUUGUUUCAAACACCUAUUGCUCUUCUAUUUAAUUUUUGCUCCUUAAAGUUAGGGACCCGGGGAUAUUUGUUUCCUUCCUUCCUUCAACCUUACUAACGAAUAGUUUCACACACUACUUAGUGAAACCCACUUCUAGUGAUCACCACUUGUGGUGAGACAAUGAUCUAAUAGAGUUUGUCAAACCCAUUUCUGUAAACUUGCAGGAUUUUCCAUUGGUUUUGACCAGGAAUGCUCAUUGAUGAAGAGAUGAAUAGUGCUGAUGUGACGCUUUACACAGCUCGUGAUCUUGGUGCUCUUGACAUUCACCCCCGUUUUGCAUUCCAACGAUUUUCUGUCCCAAGCCAGUGCUCUAUGCCAUGUGCUGUAUGCUUUGUUUUGUUUUUCAGAAUGCGAAUGACACCAGCAAACCCACAUUCUUUGCUCCUCAGAAAGUGAUGGAAGGUUUCCUAGCAAUCGUUUUUGCAACUGAGUUAAUUGCUAGGCCACUUCAGAGGACAGUUAGAACUAGCUACAUAGCAUGGAUUAGAAUCAUGUGUAAACCAAGCUGGGUAGGGCCAAAGGACAUUGGUGUAACAGUUAGAUUCCUACAACAAUCCAGCAAGUUCCAUAGUUAAAGUUACCAGAUUUAUUGCUUUAACACAGAGGUACUGCAGAUGCAGGAAAUCUGAAAUAUAAACAGAAGAUGCUUGGAAAUACUCGUCUUGUCAGGUGCUACCUGACCUGCUUAUUCCUGCAUUUUUCUCUUCAGAUUUACUGCUCAGGUGGGAUUUGAAUUUGAUUUCUGGGUUGCUAGUUUGGUAGAACACUUUCAACACUUAAAAUAGCUGAGCUCUUUAAUUGUUUACUAUUCAGGUGAGGGUUGAACAAAGUCUCCUACUGAGUGCCUUUGGGCUGGAAAUGAAUUAAUGAAUUGGGGAGACAGUGGCAUUGUGGUAAUGUCACUGAACUAGUAAUCCAGAAGCCCAGGCUAAUACUCUGGGGACAUGGGUUCAAAUCCCACCACAACAGCUGGUGAAAUUUAAAUUGAAAGCUAGUCUCGGUAAUGGUGACCAUGAAGCUAUCAUCGAUUUGUCAUAAAGACCUUCCUUUAGGGGAGGAAAUCCACCAUCCUUACCUCACAUGUGACUCUGGACCUACAGAAAUGUGAUUGACUCUUAACUGCUCUCGAGGGCAAUCACGGAUGGGCAAAAAAUGCUGUCCCUAUCAGUGAAGCCCACAUCCCUUGAGCGAAUAAAAAAGUGGAAGGAGCACCAACAUUGAGUGCUAAAAUCAUGAGCAGUGCACUGGGAGGAGAGAUUGAGCAGCUUUUUUAAAGCAGGAGCACUGCAGAUAUUUUUAAGGAUAAUUUGAGCAAGCGGCAAAUCAAUCACUAAGUUUGUUAUGCUGUAUCCUAUGGGUUUUUUAGAUAAAUUCCUCUAAUUUCCCUGCAUCCCCAAUCUCCCAAAAGCCUAAAGACUCUUUAUUGUGAAGGUUUUACUAUUGUGCAUCCAAAGGCUACACUUCAGAAGUACUUAAUUGGCCGUAAAGGGAUUCCUAAGGUUGUGAUAGGUGCUGUAUAAUUUCAAGUUCUUAUUUCCUGAAGUGGUGGUACAUUGUGUCACACUUGAUAACCUAGCUGAAGAUUAAUUCACCACAGUACCUCGAGCUUCAGUUUUAACCACUCUACCAAUGGUUUCCUUUAUAGUAUCUCUUUAGUGUGCCAAUAUUUUUUACUGUGAAUUAUUGACAUUUAAUGUUGUCAACCCUAGUGUCUACGGUCAAAGCAAAUUAUGUUAUGCUUUUUAUUGGUUGUACAAAGAAUGAUGUAGAUUGAUUGAUUUGAAUUACAAGGACAGUUUCUGAACUAAAGUACACUGAACUGACUUUCCAUUAGAAUUAACAGCUGGUCCACAGAUAUGCAUGAAAUGCCAAUUGGACUUUUCAUUUUAUACACAUUUUAAACAGUGGAAGAGCAGUGUAAUUUUUAUUGGCUUGUCAGAUUUAUAUUUUGGCAUGCAAAGAAAGGUGUGGGAAAAAAGGCACCUUUUGUUUGCUAAAUUCUAGAAGAUUUUGCACUUUUUGUCAUCGGUGUGCUAAGGCUACGCCUUGUGUAAGGCCACAAAUAUAUUUUAAAUAAAAAGUCGAAUGUA
Carcharodon carcharias (great white shark) is the source of this 5843-nucleotide messenger RNA. It is a transcript of the gene kdm1a, whose product is annotated as lysine (K)-specific demethylase 1a. The coding region runs from base 166 to 2664 and encodes 832 amino acids. Gene Ontology annotation, cellular component: nucleus. The record is from RefSeq and is a predicted model, not a curated record. Gene Ontology annotation, biological process: regulation of DNA-templated transcription. NCBI's taxonomy places the organism in Eukaryota, Metazoa, Chordata, Chondrichthyes, Lamniformes, Lamnidae. The transcript is spliced from 21 exons. Gene Ontology annotation, molecular function: oxidoreductase activity; protein binding; flavin adenine dinucleotide binding.